GUUAUCUAACGUUCAUCACUUCUUUCGAUAAGAAACAAACAAAUGUACAAUAGACCGUCACCAGGUCAGCCGCGUCAAUCAGCGCCAUCGUUCAAAGCUGCCUCAGAGCCUGAGCUUAUCCCAGGGAGUGAAAAGCUCACAGUAUUCAUUGGAAGUAUCAGCGCUGGUGUAUCUGAUGAAUGGUUGGAGAGAUUAUUGAAUGCUGCUGGGAAUCUCGUCACUUUGAAGCGUGUCAGAGGUCCAACUGGAAAACCACAAGCAUUUGGAUUUGCUACGUUUGCAGAACCAGAUUCUGUAUUGCGCGCAAUCAAAACUCUCAAUGGUAUAUCAGUCCCCCCAGGAGAGCGUGGUCAACCACGUAAGAACCUUUUAGUUAAAGCAGACGAGAAGACGAGAGCAUUUUUGGAUGAUUACGAGAAAACGCUGCUUAAAACAGAUGAUGAGGAAAUGGAAGAACAUAGAGCUGAAGAGCUGAUAGCCAAAAUAUUAGAUCAUAUGUCAGAUCCAACUUUACAUGCGAAAGGUCCCAAUUUGACUGGCUCUGUACCAAUAGCGGAUGACACACCUGCUCAUUUGCGUGAUUUACCUCCAGAGGAAAUCCCUGAAGAGCACAGACAAGAGACGCUUAAUAUGAUCGAGAUGUUUAGAUCUGGUGCUAUGGUCAAUCCUGCAGUAAAGUCCAAACAAAUACAGAGAUUGGAGAGGGAACAACGUGAUAGAGAACGUCUUGAGAGAGAGCAAGUAGAGAGAGAGCGUGAACGUGAUCAACAAACCCAUAUGAGAAAAUGGGGUAGUAGGAGCAGCUUUGGUGGUAAUGAUCCACAAUCUUAUAACAAACCAAUGGGUUUUGUAAGGUCAUCCUCUGGUCAACAACAACCAGAGCCAGAGUCUAUGCCAGUCACAUUCGAACAAGCAAUGAAUUUGGUUGAGCAAGACGAAAGAGCAGAAAACGAUCGUCUUGCUAGGAGGCUAAGAGAUAGGGAAUUAGCAUUUAGGGACCGUGAACGUAAAUUUGAAGGUAAAGAAAGGGCAAGGUUGAAUGAAUAUGAUCGUGAUUUGGCAAGGGAAAGAGCCAACGAUAGUUCGGAUACUAGUGCAAGGGAAAGUGCUUUACAUAAGCUGCUUGCUGUUGACGAUGACAAAUUGGCAGAAAAAGGUGAACUGUUCUAUGACAACAGACGCCGAUGGAGAAACGCUCGUUCUCAAGCCAGACGGAAGGAAGAAGCAGCCGAUGAAGCAGACAGGAUGGCAGAAAUUAAUGAGUCCGAAAAAGUUAAACGAGAUACUGAAGCCUUCCUGCAGCAGCAAGCAAUCGAAAUGGAAAACUUCGCAAAGGAGCAAAAGAAGAAGGGUGUUCUCAUGGAUGACAGUAUGCCUAUUAAAUUAUCUGCUGCUGCUGCUCAACAUCCUAAGCCAACUAGUGAACAGGUGGAGUCAUCCAAACCAGUAUUACAUAAAUCAGCAUUCAAUGACGAAGAAGUGGAUGAAAAUGGAAUGCCAAUGCAAAAACGUAAACUCGUUAAACUUGAUUACAGUGGCAUCGUACCAGAUCAAGAUGAGCUCACUCCAGAACAAAGGGAAGCUGCGAGAAGAGUGCGCUUGAGGGAAAUCGCUAAUGGAGUAUCGUUAGACUAUGUACAAUUAUCCAAGAUAGACAUCAACUGGGAUGCCAUCACUGAUGUUGUUAUAUCCAAAAAAUUGAUUCCGAUUGCAGAAUCACUGAUGAAAGAAUACUUCGGUGAAGCAGAUGAAGAGAUGUUAGAAGUUGUAAGCGAUCAACUGAAAUCGCAUCAGGGCAUUGACGAAUUUGUUGAAACACUCGAACCUGUCAUGUUAGAAGAUUCAAAGACAGCUGCCAUAAAAAUAUGGCGCAGGUUGGCUUUUGAAUCGAUCACAGCUCUAGAGAACCUUAAUACAGAUAACUUUAUUUUGUAGAACAAUAAAUGCAUUUUAUUGAAG
Wallemia mellicola CBS 633.66 is the source of this 1959-nucleotide messenger RNA. RefSeq lists its product as hypothetical. Gene Ontology annotation, molecular function: mRNA binding. Bases 43 to 1935 code for a protein of 630 amino acids. Gene Ontology annotation, cellular component: spliceosomal complex. The record is from RefSeq and is a predicted model, not a curated record. NCBI's taxonomy places the organism in Eukaryota, Fungi, Basidiomycota, Wallemiomycetes, Wallemiales, Wallemiaceae. The transcript has 3 exons.